CGUUGGACCAACAUCCUCCUCUUACCACACUACCUUUGACACUGCACCGCACUAUGGCUACCAUCGCCUCACAGCAAGUGCAGGAGGUGGUGCUCAGCAUCGAAUCCCCCAUCCUAGCUGCGACACCCCCCGGAAACACUGCCAGGAUCGAGGAUAGCCCUAUCAAUGCCCAGCGGUGGGUCGUGGCUUGGACGCGGAUAGACAACAUUCUUUCUGUGAAUCUGAAGAAGGUCUUCUCCGGUUUCCCCACUUUCACCGACCAGGACAGUCUUGUGUACAAGUCGCUGCAUAUUAUUCCUCGCAUGAAAAGAGAUGCCUGCUCUUCUACCACCAUUGAUAAUGCGAAUUUGAGGGACAAAAACGGCGUUUACGGAAUUAUCGAUGUCGACAAGGUCCUUCACGGGGAUAAGUACUGCUUCGAUGUCGUGCUCUCCGUUCAGCAAGAGCCUUUCUGGAAGUCGAUUCAGAAACCACAGCCGGUCCUGACAGCACAGCCAGAGUUCAAGAGUACCGAGAUGAUGAAGGUUCUGCUCAAGGAUAUGCACUCGGUCGAUACCUGUUUCAUCUUUGACGCGGAAAAGGAUAAGACACGGUUGAAUGCUGGCCUGUGGGCGCACCGUGCUGUCCUUUCACGCUACGAGCAGUUUGCGAAGCGGAUCCUAGAAGACGCCAAGGAAAAGGAUUUAAGCGACGAGGAAGGCUCCUCGGCGGACGAGAUCCGCGACGACUUGGGUUCCACUGUUCUGACCGUCCCUGUCCACAAGUUCUCGCUGGCUUCGUUUUGUGUGAUGCUUCGAUACAUCUACACGGGUGACAUCGAGCGUUCCCCCGACACCAGCCAACAUGCGAUCUGUACCACGGAGAGCCAUCUUGUGUACCGAACCUUCCGUGGAGCCAAAGCUGAACAGGAGUCUAUCAGCUGGAACCCACUGGAUGCAGACUCUCCGUGGAAGCUGAAGGAAGUGGACUGGGAUGAGCUGCUAGUUUUGGCGGACUAUUAUGGAGUGGCAGAUCUGCGAGCUUACAGCGAGCUUGCAGUGGUGGACAAACUUGACAAGCACAAUGCGGUGCAGACGCUGUUUACGGUUGGGAGCAAGUUUGAGAAGGUCAAGGAAUCAGCACUGGAUUUUCUAGCCAACAACAUGUCGGAACUGAUGUUGGAAAACAAGGACCCGUUUUCGUCUUUCCAGUAUCAUCCGGAUUGCUACAGCAACUUGGUUGAGCUGAUGCGUCGGAAGAGCAAGAAGGCCUGAGAAGGCCUGAAAGGGCUAUGCAGGGAGGCUUUUUCAAGAGCUAUCCGGCACUCGUGGCUGACGUUGGAUACGGCAGAUCAGUUUAUCUUUACUUUUUACUUUUUUCUCUCACUUCUCCCCUCUGCAUCUCAGAAAGAUGGAUAUUCUUUCAGAUCAGCUUUCUUGAAUGUGUUGACGGCAACUGCAAUAAAAAUAUUCCCCUGCUGUCAAUGACAACCGCAGUGGGUCUAAUCUUCGAUGUCUAAUGGUUUACAAAGCACCUGCGCCUGGACCUAGCCCUCCUGCCUGUUAUGAGAGUGAGUACUAGACAGCAAGAUGUUGAUGAGCAAUGGGUGCAGCGCAUACAUCUGACCAACAGGGGUGGCACACAGAAAAAGUUGUCUUUGCCGUCUUUGCUGCCCUUUUUUUUUUUUUUU
Messenger RNA from Gamsiella multidivaricata, 1669 nucleotides. RefSeq lists its product as uncharacterized. The record is from RefSeq and is a predicted model, not a curated record. Gene Ontology annotation, biological process: proteasome-mediated ubiquitin-dependent protein catabolic process; regulation of proteolysis. The transcript has 2 exons. NCBI's taxonomy places the organism in Eukaryota, Fungi, Mortierellomycota, Mortierellomycetes, Mortierellales, Mortierellaceae. Bases 54 to 1253 code for a protein of 399 amino acids. Gene Ontology annotation, cellular component: cytoplasm. Gene Ontology annotation, molecular function: ubiquitin protein ligase binding.